Molecule: messenger RNA, 5061 nt
Organism: Coregonus clupeaformis (lake whitefish)
Lineage: Eukaryota; Metazoa; Chordata; Actinopteri; Salmoniformes; Salmonidae
Gene: zcchc14
Product: zinc finger, CCHC domain containing 14
Exons: 13
Coding region: 842-3856 (1004 amino acids)
Molecular function (GO): nucleic acid binding; phosphatidylinositol binding; zinc ion binding
Source: RefSeq, a predicted model, not a curated record
GGAGGGUGCGUAUUACUUGAAUUGCAUUUCGAAAAAGUUACGGACUGUUUACCGAAAUGAUCAUCAUAACCUUUAUUUGUCUGGAACAAAUCUGGAUGCGCCACUGGUUAUGCUUACGACCAAUAGGAUUUAACUAAAUAGUUUGCGUUUAAACUUUAACACUAAGGUUGUUGGCUGCAGUUUAUGGUCUUGUUUGUUGGCGGACGCUCUCAGAAGUUCAACGAAUGCAAUGCGGAUUCCCAUCGAAAAGUAUUGUCUUACAGGGGGAAAUCAGAGAGUGGCGCCAAUGACACUGGAAGUAAAGUAUCUCUGUGUGUAAUACUUAUAUGGUAUUUUUCAUUUCAAUCUACUUUAUGGAGGAAUGUGCAUGCUCUGUUCCAUAAUCCAUUGACGUGGGGACCUCGGAGGGCUGGCGGAGAAAGCCUGGAUGACUGGGGAGUUGUCACUACGCUGAGCCUUGCAAUAUAGUAAACCCAGACUCAUGCUUUUGUUUAUAGACUUUCACGUGAAUAACGUUUUGAAUACAUAUUUCAACAAUGUUGCGACUGGCCUGUAAACAAAUAAAUUGGGCGUGCGAUAGGCCUAACUUAUGUUUCCGAAAACUCAAGUGGUCCUGGAUACAUUGAAUACGAUUAUUGUCAAAAUAAUAACCAGCGCCAGGUGAACGUUCACAAAGUAACUGUUCCGGCACCGGAAUUGCUGCACUCUUUGUUUCAAGUUUAUUGUAGUAGGCCUAGAUGGAGUUUUGGCUGACUCAUUUUAGUCUUGCCAUCUUAUUAUUUUUAGGCCUAAUUACUAUCAACAAAAUAAUCCAUGUUUAAAUUUGUGAGUCGCUAUUAAAAUGGUUGAAAAUCGAUGUUCCGUUCAAAGGGAAGGGGUCUACCACUGGUUCUCGAUAUUGAAUUCGGCCCAGAGAGCUGAGUUCCUUUGUGGGCUUUUGGACCUCUGUGUUCCAAUCGAACUACGCUUCCUCGGGUCUUGCUUGGAAGACUUAGCCCGCAAAGACUAUCACUCCCUCAGGGACGCCGAGAUCAAAGCCAACAACCCUGCUGACCUCUCGAAUCUUACCAACAUCACGGACGACGUCGUGAGGAGCAAGCUGCUCAUCUCCCUCGCACUUCUCAGCUCCGACAACCGAGAGGCGGCGGGUGUUCUCUUCCGAACGCUCACGCACAUCGACAGCAUCAUCAACAACUAUGGCCUGCAGCUCAACGAUGGACGAACGGGGGAGCAGUUCCUUCUCCUCUUCACCAUGGCAUCCAAUCACCCGGCUUUCAGCUUUCACCAGAAACAGGUGCUAAGACAGGAGCUGACCCAGAUCCAAGAGAUCCUGCAGGUCACCUGUGGAGAGCAGCAGGCCGGCACUGGAGGCUGCAGCGGGACUGGCUCGCUGGCCACCCUGUCUCCCGCCACUAGCAUCCCUACCUACAUCACUGCGCCCACCCUCAACUCCUGUCAGGCCGGGUGUCCAUGUUGUCAUAAGACAACGCUCCGAGAGGACGGGGCAGGGCGAGGGGACGGUGCAGGGCGAGGGGACGAGGGGAUUGUUCCAGAACCCAUGCCCCACAUGCCAUCUCUCUCAUGCAAGGAGCUGCCAGUCAAGGUGCAUGUUGGGAAAUCGAGCAAAGUGAACAUAGAGAGGAUAGAGCUGAGUGGAGUGACUCACAAGGGGGAGAAACCAAGUGAAUAUAUGCUAGAGGUCACAUGGUCAGACUCUUCUGUUUCCACUGUGAGCAGGAAUCACCAGGAGGUGCUGAACUUUCUCUCCCAGGUCUCCCAGCUUUUCCCUGAUGAAGGUCUAGAGAAGUUCCUGCUUCAGUCCCCUGGCCUUCAUCAGGCCCCUGAGCUGGACCCCAGGUGCCUGACAAUGCUUCCAGCCCACAUUCUCAAACACUACCAAGUUAAACUCUUCUUCAGCACUGCCACCACCGCCCCCUCCUUCCCCCCCACUGCAGGUAUUGGGUGCUUGCUUCAAUACAGAGGAGCCAACAGGGCUGUAUGUGGUGUAGCCAGUAUCCAGACAGUCAUGAGCGUUCACAACUCCAUUCAGCCUUGCUCUCCAACCCAGCUGCCCCCUCUGCCCCCCCAGGGCACUGUGCCCAUCCUUCCCCCUGGUGGGGUGGGGGUAGCAGGGGGGGACAACGCGCCCCCUCCCGGCUACCUCCAGAACCCUGGUCCUCCACUGCAGAGCAGCCCAGAACAGAACGGCAUCCUGGACUGGCUGAGGAAACUACGCCUGCACAAGUACUACCCAGUGUUCAAGCAGCUGACCAUGGAGGAGUUCCUUGGACUCACAGAGGAGGAUCUGAACAAGUAUGACCUCACCCAGGGAGCCAAGAAGAAGCUGAAGACGCAGCUGGAACUGCAGAAUAGGGAGAAGAUGGAGAAGAGGUAUAUGUUGUCCCAGUUCCCUGUGUCCUGCAGUGGCAUUGCCAGGGUUACUCCAUCCAGCCACAUAGUCCCAGUGGCACACGUCCACUCCAGUAGCAACACAGAGCUGUGUGUGGAGGUAGAGACUGGCGUGCACCCUCUUGCCCGGGACAGCAGCUCCUCUUCAGGGUAUUCCAGCGCCCCCUCCAGCCCCAUGACCCCUCACUCUCUGUCUCUGUCCCGGGAAGGGGCCUUUGACAGGGCCAAGGAGCCACACAGACGUAUGGAGUCAGGACUAGACCUAGGAGAGAAGGACAGGACUUAUGUUCUCCUAAACCCCACCGUUACAACAGGGCCUAGUCGGCCCACUGCUCAGGUUCUUCCCGUGCAGAAUGAUCCUACUCCCUGCCCCUCCCACAUGAGCCUCCCUCCUCCCUCCCUAAACCUACAGUCAUCAGGAUGCAUCCUGGGUUCCCCCCGUAAUCCCCGGCUACCUCCCCUCUGCCCUGACGAGCGGGCCAAACCCCUGGGUUCAGGUGUAGCUGUUGGGGUGCGACUGGAGAGCGUGUUCCCUGGCCUGAGUGUGGACAGUAUGGGGUCCCCUCCCCUCCAUCAGGACUCUGCCGGGCCACGGGGGCCCUCUGGGGUCACCGUGCUGCGCCCCCCUCCAGUCUUGAUGGUGGAGACCAGCUCCGCCCUCACCACAACCUCCAACACCCUGCACCACGUCUCACACCCCCCUCUACACCUGCAGGUGUCCCCCUCCCUAUGGCGUGCUGGACACUACCCCUACCCCUCCUCUUCUGCCUCUUCCUCCUCUCCCGCCGCCAAGUUAGCAUUUCCGUCUGUGAGUGGCGUUCGCAUGGGAACUACGAGCAGUGUUCCCAUGGCAGCGGUGCCAGGCAACACCUACUGUGUGAGCAGUAGUGCUGCUGUCCAACCCAGCUCCAGUCCCACAUCCACAGAGACCAGCAGCUACGCUGUCACCUCUGGCUCCACCCCCAGCUCCUCUGUCUGCGUCUGCAGCUCUUGUGGCUGCAGUGGGAACUGUGGCUCCUACGGGGCUCUCCCGGCCAGCUACGCAGGGUACUUCCAGCACCCCUUCUCAGGGACGUCAGUGUUCACCCUGGGGCCCAUGCUUCACCUCAGUCCCCUGCUGGCUGGGAGCAGUACUGCCACCCCCUUCCCCUACCCCCUGGUGGCACCGCCCCUCUACAACAACAGCAUGUCUCACAGCCAUGACACCCAGGGGCUGGUCCUGCCCCCCAUGCAGGGCUUCCUGGGGGCCGGUGCCAACCUGCACCAGCCUCAUGGGGUGGUGGGGAACGGAGGGCACAAGAAGCCAGGGAGCCUGUCCUGCUACAACUGUGGGGUCACCGGCCAUCGGGCACCGGAAUGCAAGCAGCCACCCAUGGACGCUGCUCAACAAGGCACGUUCCGGCUGAAGUAUGCUCCCAAAUCAGACAGCCAGGACUCUGGGGACUAAGAACAAGAAACUCCUGUGACCUGUGACCUCUGUGCACAUCAGCACCUUAUGCUCCUCCUGAUGGAGGAGUCCCUUUCAUUUAGGUGACUCUUUGAAUCUUUGAACACUCUUUGAUGAUUGGUGAAUGAAUGGUAGGCAGAGGCCACUUAACUCAACUGAUGGAAGUCAAAGCAUAGAGUCGGUUUGGAAGGUGCUAUUAACCCCAGUCCAUCUGUAACAUAUGAUUUUGAUCAUACCAAAUACAAGAGAUGGUCAGGUCUAAACCCUGAGGCCAGGGUAUACAGUAUUUUCGAAUGGGAAAUGAUUUAGCUGUACAAAACCCAAAGUUGAAAAUAUUAUACAAUACUCCUCACACUACUUGGUACACACCUCAGCCUCACUCAGUUCUCUGGUCAAACUCCACAGAUCUACACCUUUCAUAACAACUCAUGUAGUAUGCAAAGAUGUCCUUUUAAGUCGCUCUGGAGAUGACAGUGGGAUGUAUCUGAGAGGAUGUUGAAGUGUGAAUGUAAAGACUUUACAGUAUAAGAUGACUGCCAAAUAAUGCACAUUGACUGACUGACUGACAGAGCAGGUCUGUGAGAAACACAGAGGAAGAGAAACAAGUGCUUUAUUCUACACAUUAUUCACUGGCCCUAUACAGUGCAGGUAUUAAUGGUGAAAGAAUGAUGCAAGCAUUCUUAGUUUAGAUUUUAAGAUGUCAUUGAUAUUUGUGUUGUUUAAUCAUUUAGAAGUUUAGAAGUUGGAGCAGUCUAAUUGUAUAACCACUGCCUGAAAUGUGUGUAUGUUUUAAUUGUAUGUAUAAUGUUAUGUAAAUUAGAUUUUGUCAUGUUUUAUAAUAGUUGGAUUUUAUGUGAUGAGGUGGUGAUAUGUAAGAGGAUCCUUUUUGAGAAAGAUUUGAUAUUGAAUGUCAGUGAAUGUGUCCUUGAGUUGCCACCAUGGUGUGGCAUGUGAAAGCACUUUUAUGAGACCGGCUGGUCCCAGUCCAUUGGAUGUGAGUGUGACAUGAGGACAGUAGUCCUCAAGGAUGGACAAGUUAUUGUUUUUUUGUGUUGCACUGGAGUGUUCCUAGCCAGGUCUGGAGGACACAAUUCAGUCAUAAGGGACAUUUCGUUGAAAAUGAUCUUUAUAUACCAAAUCAAAUCAAACUUUAUUUGUCAUAUGCGCCGAAUACAACCUUACCGUGAAAUGCUUACUUACAAGCC